Molecule: messenger RNA, 1206 nt
Organism: Chrysoperla carnea
Lineage: Eukaryota; Metazoa; Arthropoda; Insecta; Neuroptera; Chrysopidae
Product: zinc finger protein OZF-like
Exons: 2
Coding region: 1-1206 (401 amino acids)
Cellular component (GO): nucleus
Molecular function (GO): zinc ion binding
Source: RefSeq, a predicted model, not a curated record
AUGUACAAAAAUAAUCCGAUAACAAGAGAUGACAUUAAAUUAAUUUGUCGAAUUUGUUUAAUUAAUUACGAAUCAAUGACCAUAAUUUCUUCAUUAACUUCUCCAAAUUAUUUGGAUACUUUAACGGAAUGCUUCCCCGUACAUGAUUCAUAUUUUGAUCCUUUUCCAUAUCAAAUAUGCAACAAUUGUUUAUUAAAAUUGAAGAUUGUUUAUGAAUUCAAACAAGAUUGUAUUCAUGCAACUAAAACUUUACAAACAAUUAUUGUACAUCAGACUGAAGAUAAAAUAUCGGAAAAUGAAGAAACUUUAUCAUUAAAAGCAGAAAAAGUGAAAUUAAAAACGUAUAAAUACACUUGUUCAGAUUGUAAUAAAGGUUUUAAUUAUUUAAGUACCCUAGGUGCACAUUGUAAAGGAAGUCAUAAUGCGAUUCCUAUAACUUGUACAAAAUGCCCUGCGAUAUUUUACCACCCAUUACAAUUGAAACAGCAUUUUAAUUUUCACGAAAAAGAGAAUGCAUUUGUUUGUGAUGUUUGUGGUAAAAUAUUUAAGCGUAAUUAUCAAUUAAAAUAUCAUCAAAGUGCACAUUCUGAUGUUAGGCCAUAUAAAUGUUCCAUUUGUAAUCGUGGAUUUAAACAAAAAUUUAAUUUAAAAAUACAUAUAAAAAUACGACAUGAUGAAGCAGAUCGUCGAGAAAUGUGUAACAUAUGUGGUAAAUUAAUAUUACCAGUUAGUUUACGGGCGCAUUUAGAUUCACAUAAAACAUUAGCAGAAAGAUCGUUUAAAUGUAGCGAUUGUAAUCGAAUUUAUAGCAGUAAAACUGCUUUACGGACGCAUUUUAACGAAAAACAUAGAAUUGAUGUAAAAACGUUUGAAUGUAAGUUAUGCGAUAAAGUUUUAGUGAGUAAACGUACAUUAACGAAACAUAUGAUUAUAAUGCAUUCGAAUAUGAAAAAAAUUGAAUGUCACGUUUGCGGUAAAAGUUAUAAAUUACAAUCGCAUGUUAAAGCACAUAUUUUAAGUGCACAUUUGGAUGUUAGACCGCAUGUAUGUUCGAUUUGUAAUAAAGCAUUUCAUACAAAAGUAUUAUUGAAAAAUCAUAUGCGAACACAUACCGGGGAACGUCCGUUCUCGUGUACGAUUUGUGAUAAACAGUUUGGAUUUAAAAAUGUCUUGAAUACUCACAUGAAAGUUCAUUUAAAAUCGUAA